Cuscuta campestris is the source of this 2115-nucleotide messenger RNA. The record is from the annotation of a GenBank genome assembly. NCBI's taxonomy places the organism in Eukaryota, Viridiplantae, Streptophyta, Magnoliopsida, Solanales, Convolvulaceae.
UCCCUUCCCUCCCCCCAUCAUCAACGCGAAAAGAACAGGACAGAAGCAGACUAAAUGAAAAUGACCUGAAAAGCAGAGACAGCCAUGGCAGCAGCGCUGGAAUGCUGGUCCAGCCGAGCCAGUACGGACGAGGACAUGGCGGAGCAAGUCCUCAUGAGAGCGGGAGACAGAUCGGAAGGUGCGCUGAGGAACGCCGCAUCUUCCUCCUUCGAUGUGUGCGGAGGCGGUGCCGGCGGCCUCAAGGAGUCGUCGGCGAUGCAGAAGCGGUUCCAGAAACUGGGCAGGAACGUUUCCGAAGCCAUUGCGUCGCUGAAGAACUCGUUUAACAUCGAUUCUGUUCGAGAAUCUCCCGCUCCUCCUCCUCCUCCUCCGGCCGGCCGUACGGACGGAUGCCGGAAGCAGUUUUGGGCCGGCGUCGUGCGCAGCCUGACUCAGCUCUACCCUGGCAGUCAGCUUCCCGAGAGACUCGUUUCCAACAUCCGCAAGCAUUACGACUCUUUGCCUCUCAGUUACGCGCAAGCUGGUUUUGAAAUGAAGGAUGUAUUUCUACACAUCAAAUUGCUAGAACAAGCGUCAAUGGAGGAUCAACCGGCAAUAAUGAUACAAGAGGCGUCUGAAGAAGACGAAGAAGUUCAUGGGUCGGGUGUAUAUAAGCUGACAUUCGCUUGCAGUUCUUCUAUUUCUUGGCCGGCCAUGUCUGGGGCCCUCGAUAGUGCGUCGAUUUCUUGUAAAAAAACACAGAUCUUCGAGAAGAAAGGGUUCACAUUAGGGGUAGCUUUGCUUUUAGUUCAGCAAAUUGAUCAGGAGAGAAUUUUCAGAACUCGGAUUGAAAGUGCUCUCAAAUCUGCUCUCAAGAAGCCAAAAAAUAAGAAGCUCCCUUUCCGGCUUUGUGGGUGUCAAGAACAGAACACUCCCGGGAGAGAGUUUGGGGAGGUUGAAGAUGAGGACUGUGGUCAACCAAAUUACAGAACUGCAAGUGACGAUACAAGCCCGGAAGCUCUCUUGCAAACCCCUUUGCACAGCUCUUCGUUUAUAGUAUCUGUAAAUGAAUGGCAGACGGUGCAUUCCGGUGGGAAUGAGAUUGAGAAGUGGCUUUUGAGCCCAGAUAUGCUCGAGUUUACUGACCAGCUUGGACCUUGUACCUUCAAGGGGGUAUACAAGGGAAAGCGAGUUGGGAUCGAGAAGCUCAAAGGCUGUGACAAAGGAAAUGCGUAUGAGUUUGAGCUUCGAAGAGAUUUGUUGGAGUUGAUGACUUGCCAACACAGGAGUAUAUUGCAUUUCUACGGCGUGUGCAUUGACGAUGAUCAUGGAUUGUGUGUUGUGACUAAGCUAAUGGAAGGCGGAUCCGUUCAUGACUAUCUCUUCAAGAAUAAGAAGAUUCAUACUAAAGAGAUUAUGAAGAUUGCGUGCGAUGUAGCUGAGGGACUUAAGUUCAUGAAUGAUCAUGGAGUUUCCUAUAGAGACCUUAAUACUCAGAAGAUCUUAUUAGACAAAUAUGGGAAUGCUUGCCUCGGCGACAUGGGAAUUGUGGCUGCUUGCAAUGGUGGUGGUGAAGCUAUGGAGUAUGAAACUGAUGGCUAUAGAUGGCUAGCUCCUGAGGUUUGUUCCACACUCUACAUUCUUUCCUGCAUUCGUGCCAUUUACCCCCAAACUCUUCAAACAUUUCACAGAUCAUUGCCGGUGACCCAGAGAACGUUGCAGAAACAUGGAUGAGCAACGCGUAUAGUUUCGGCAUGAUAUUAUGGGAACUAGUGACGGGGGAGGAAGCGUAUUCCUCCUAUUCACCGGUGCAGGCUGCCGUUGGGAUUGCUGCUUGUGGCCUCAGGCCUGAAAUCCCAAAGGACUGCCCCCAAACUCUUAGGUCUCUGAUGACCAAGUGUUGGAACAGUUGCCCUUCAAAGCGCCCUCCCUUCUCUCACAUUGUAUCAACUUUGACCCCAUCCCAGCAGCAAUAAUGGCCCCCACUUUUCAUGGCGUCUUUUGGGUGGGUUUAUACUUGCAGGAGUUGAAACUCCAUGCCAAAUGACUUGGGUCUCUUCUUCUGUCUGGGAUUUAUUAUAUCUGUCUAUUCCAACUCAUUACAUCAAAAGAAAGAAAAAAAGUCAAGGGUCCAGG